AUGGCCCAGGCAUCUGACCGAGCAAAUAACCAACCCCAGCUUUUUCCACGUCCUGCCACAUGUAAAGAGGAACCAGAGCAGCCCUUGGCUCAGUCUUUGCUCCAGGCGUCAAAGGCAGCUGAAGAAGCAAGGUGCUCGGUGCACUGGCCAGACCUGCUCAUCCUUCUCCCUGCAGCCCCAUACCAGCUGGUGGCUUUCCCCCUUGCUGCUCUCUUCUACCACCUCUGUGCUUCAGGGCACCUCUCUCUGACUGUCUGGUACAUAUUCCUCCUUGCUGGAGGAUGCCUCCUCACCGGCAUAGCCAUGGGCAGCUACGCUGUGUUGCUCCUCAUCCCUGCCGCUGGCUCUGUGCUUGUCCUCCUCUCCGUCAGCCCAGCUCGUGCCCACACCUGGGUCUUUGCUCUCCAGGUGUCCUGGCAGACACUCUGCCACCUGGGUCUGAGCAGCCUGGAGCUGGACCCUCAGGAUGCCAGGCCAGCCGUUGCCCUCUCUGCCAUCAUGCUGCUCACCCCGAAGGCUACGUCUCUGGCCCUGGAUGUCCACGAAGGGCUCGUGCUGCUCCAGCGGGGCCAGGGGCCUCUGCAGCCCGCGCUGCCCCUCUGCAGCUACCUGCCGCCUUCCCCAGCCCUCCUCGGAGGGCCCCUGUGCUCCUUCCGCAGGUUUCAGGUGCAGGCCGAGUCCUGCGGGGGCCCCUGCCCGCUGAGGGCCGCCGAGCGCCGCCUCUGCGCCCUGGCCCUGCAGGGGCUGCGUGCGGGCUGGCGGCGGGGCUGGCGCAGGCAGGGCUGUGCUGGCCUGGGCUGCCUGCCCCACGCCCGGCCACGGGCCCUGCUCCUCGGGCCGGCCUAUUACCUGUGCUGGGUGCUGGAUGAGGCCCUUCUCGAGGCCGCGGGCUUUGGGCUGGAGGUGCGCCAGGGAGACCUUUCCAUCCGUGACCUGUGGACGCUGGAGAGGACGCACCACCUGGCCAUCUUCACCCGAACCUGGAACAAGAGCACGUCCCGCUGGCUGAGGAGCCUCACCUUCCAGCGCUGCCCAGCCCAGCCGCUCCUAGCCACCUUCGCCUUCUCCGCCUGGCGGCAUGGUCUCCGGCCCGGGCAGGUCUUUGGUUUCCUGUGCUGGGCUGUCAUGGUGGAGGCUGACUACCGCACCCAUCCCUUCCUCAGUGCCCGGGCCACCUCUCAGGCUGUGAAGAUCCUCUACUAUGGCACAACCUGGCUCUUCACGCAGCUCAUCACUGCCUACAUCCUGGUGGCUGUGGAGACUGAGACCUUCUGCCUGCUCUGCCUGCUCUGGACUUCCUGCAACAGCAUCCUUCCCCUCUCCUACAGCCUCGCACUGCUGCUGCUGCCGCUUGCCGAGAAGCUGAAGCAGAACUGAGCCUGUCCUGGGCUAAUGUGUGCCACCAGUGGGGCACACCUCUGCACAUGUGAGCACGCAGGGUGGGAAGUGCUAUUGGCCAAGCAAUCUCAUAUAACAGCAUCCCCGGAGAACCAGGUUGGCUUUUACUCCUGGGAUAUCCCCCAGCUUUGAGGACUGCUCUGAAGCAGGGAGGCAAGGUCACCAGACCACUGGGCAGGAAGGCUUCCAGCCCCACUGCCUACCCAGUGUUUGUCCUGGGGCUUUGAGUCUCAUUCUCAUCUCACAGAGGAAGCACACCAUCUCCCCACCAAACCCAUUUGUGCCACUGGGAACCUGAGCGCAAGGAAACAGGCUGGCAGUCUGUCUGGGGACAGCACAAGAAACUCCCCUUUCCCCACACAGCAAUACUACUGGGUCGUAUGGGUCUGUGGUGUUCCUCCAGCGAUUGCUCCUCAGCCCUGUCCCUGUGGC
This is a messenger RNA of Falco peregrinus (peregrine falcon), 1830 nucleotides long. RefSeq names its product membrane bound O-acyltransferase domain containing 4 (gene MBOAT4). Gene Ontology annotation, biological process: peptidyl-serine octanoylation; lipid modification. Gene Ontology annotation, cellular component: endoplasmic reticulum membrane. Gene Ontology annotation, molecular function: serine O-acyltransferase activity. The record is from RefSeq and is a predicted model, not a curated record. Lineage: Eukaryota; Metazoa; Chordata; Aves; Falconiformes; Falconidae.